AUGCCGGCUUCAUCGGAAGAGACGGUCCUCCGCCGGAAACGCGUCGCCAAGGCGUGCGAAACGUGCCGCGCUAUGAAAUCCAAGUGCGAUGGAAAGCGUCCAUCAUGCAGCAGAUGCACCGGAUACGGUUAUGAUUGCGUAUACUCUACGCACGGACGAGGCACGCGGGGGUCCAUGGCUCGACAGCUUCGAGAGCCGUCUACGGGAUCCAGCGCGGCAUCUCCGGGGGAUACAUCACGAACCACACUGAGAGCCGCACUUUUCGACUACGACGAACUAAUCCAGCGCAUAGUGCCGAAACUCCCAAAGUCCGAGCAGGAGUCUAUUCUGGAUGAUGCCACCUCUAUCAAUAAUCGGAUCAAGGGCGCACUAUCGAGCACGUGGAAACCAGCGAGCAGCGACCGUUUCUCUACGCAAACAAACAGGGUGCAUGUAUCGCCUUCCCGAGUGCCUUCAUCGCAGCGAUACCUAGGAGAAGUCAGCGACGUCACAUUCUUUAACCUCGUCAAGCGUGUCCUUCAAGCGAGUCCGCCAGGUCAUGUAGACGAGGCGAUCGAUAGCUACGAACUCGAUGAUGCCGUCAGCGGUACCAUCGCACCUCAGAGCGUUUCCGACUACCUUCCAAGUCGGGAGAUAGCAGAUGAAUACUUAAGCGCCUACUUCUCAACUAUACAUAUCGCUUACCCAUUUAUCCAGAAGGGUCCAUUCAUAAAGACACUCGCCAAGCUUAGAGAAUCGGACUCGGCAGAGAGUGUCAGCAAUUCCUGGCUUGCAACUCUGUCGACUGCCUGGAAAGGUGCUGGACAACUUUGGGACUCGCCAUUCGAGUGGCGCAGGCCAUUGGAUUGCAUGUCGAACUCGACCCCCGAGUUAAGAGCCAAGCUCCGUGGAAAGCCGAGGCGCGACGUCGAGUUUGGUAUUCGCUUUCUUCUUGUCGCUAGCGUAUUCAUCCGCAACUCUAGCACGGGGCAGGAGCUAGAUGUCACGGCCCUUAACGAUGAUGCUGAGACCUGCAUGAAGGUGUUUGAAGCUCUAAGCUCUCACUCCGACGCUGCCAGGAUUGCGCGAGACAUGAUGAUCCGACUAAGGGAGCAAGGGCGGAAGUGGAAUGAGUCUUGUGAUCAUGCCGAUCUACAAGAACAGCAGAUACGACUCGGCCUUGUGCAAAACGCCAAUGGAUUACGAGUGUGA
Scedosporium apiospermum is the source of this 1191-nucleotide messenger RNA. RefSeq lists its product as uncharacterized. Gene Ontology annotation, molecular function: zinc ion binding; DNA-binding transcription factor activity, RNA polymerase II-specific. The record is from RefSeq and is a predicted model, not a curated record. Bases 1 to 1191 code for a protein of 396 amino acids. Gene Ontology annotation, biological process: regulation of DNA-templated transcription. The transcript is spliced from 7 exons. NCBI's taxonomy places the organism in Eukaryota, Fungi, Ascomycota, Sordariomycetes, Microascales, Microascaceae.